Molecule: messenger RNA, 4034 nt
Organism: Stylophora pistillata
Lineage: Eukaryota; Metazoa; Cnidaria; Anthozoa; Scleractinia; Pocilloporidae
Source: RefSeq, a predicted model, not a curated record
AGUGUGUGCCUUCGCUAUUAAGUUCCUGAAUCGAGUUAUUCAUAUUGCGAAUUGAGAUAGCAGCCUGCCGUGGUUCUUCGCCGGAACUUAAGAAUUGCUGCCUCUGCUGAACGGUUUCGGAAUAUUUUUUAACGGGAAUAAUACUCGAUUUUGCACUGCCUGCUGACCAAGCACGAUCUCCAUAAAACAUCUGCAUAGUGGAAAAGGUUUCUAAUUGACCCCAACUGUCAAGCUUAAAAACUCCGCUUGUACAAUUACCCUGUAGAAAACAUUUUGUUUGAACCUUUCUUGAAUAGGUUCCCUAAUUUCACCAAAGUACAUGUCACAUGGCCACUGCAUUGCAAUACACUGCAGAGCAACUGAACUACUCCAGGAUAUCCUAUGUUGUCACGAAUAUACUCACGGACGGUCUACGAACAAUCUUCAAACAGGAAUGGGACAAACGCUACAAAACAACGCUAGGAGAAUGGAAAGAUGAACCGAAAAAUGGACUGGACUUCUGGAAGGGUGAAUCCCAUCGAAACAGAAAGAAAAAUGCCCAUCUGUUGACAACCAUGAAGAAUGGCAAUAGAGCUGAAUGGGAUUGUUCCAUGCUCUUUUAUGCCAUUCUGUAUUCAGAUUGCCUGAAUAGUCUCAAUCCAACAGUGCAAUCAAAUGUGGAUGACCUCAGGAAAUUUUGAAAUGAAGAAUUUGCACAUGUACCACAUGGCCAUCUUUCUAACAUUAAAUUUAAGAAUGAUAUUCUCAAAGUCUACAAUGCAUUUCACAAUCUUGGUCUUGCCACUGCAAAAAUCAAAGAAAUCCAAAAUCAGACAAGCUUUCCAACAGAGGAGUUAGGAGAGGUUCUGAGGAAGGUAGAUGACCUUAAACAAGAAGUUUAUGAGAAAGAAAACAAACUCCAAGAAAAAGAGAUGAAACUCCGAGAAAAGGAAAUGGAACUUCAAGAAAAGGAAGGACAACGACAGGUUUUGGAGGAACAGUUACAAACUGAAGUCUCUCCAUUUUGCAUUCUUCCUUCUGCACCUUCCCACGAUGUUGCACCCUGUACUCGUCAGGUUGCUGAAAUAACACAGCAGCUCAAAGCACUCAAAGGGGCUAAUGAAAACUGUUUAAGCAUCCUGUAUCUAUCAGGAAAUCCAGGAAGUGGGAAAUCUCAGUUGUCCCGUUUGGUAGCCAAGCAAUUCUAUGAUGAAGUUGAAGACUCGACUCUCAGUACUUCAUUCGUUAUGGCACUAAACGCGGAAAACACGGGAGCUCUUAUGGAGUCGUAUGUCUCUUUUGCACGGUAUUGUAAAUGUCCUGAGUAUGCUGUUACAAACACCCUCAAAUCCAGAGAGAUGGACACAAAUGAGAAAAUUACUAAUCUCAAGGCCUUAAUAAGCACCAAAAUUGAGCUUUUUGCAUCCUGGCUGCUGGUGGUUGAUAAUGUUGCUGAUGCAUUUGGCAUACAUAGUCAUUUACCAGAUGCAGGGAACAAGCAAUGGGCAAGAGGCCAGAUGCUCAUUACAACACAAGAUACUAUGUCCAUCCCAUUAACAAGCUCUUGCAUACAACAUGUCUCAAUCAGCAAAGGUAUGGAUCUUGAAGAUGCCAGAUUUUUGUUGAAACAGCUUUCUGGUGUCACAGAUAGUGAGAUGGAAAAAGAAGUUGCACAGGUAUUAGACUACCAACCUCUUGCCAUGGCAAGUGCUGCCACAUAUGUCAGAGAAGUUGGACAAAACAAGGCAGCUUUUGGUUGGAUUGACUACUUGAAGAAAUUGGAUAAAGGGAAACGGAGAAGUACAGAGAGGAUUCUUGCUGAAACCAACUCAAGUUACCCAAAAUCCAUGACAGCUGCAAUAACACUUGCUGUAGAGAAGGCAAUGACAUGUGACAAAGUUAUUCAUCACACAUUCUCUUUGCUCUCCCUGUGUGCAUCGCAACCGAUACUUCAAGACAUUGUCACCCGCUACAUUACAGAAACAGAUGAAGAAUUUCAGGAUAGAGAAAUGGUUGUGGCAAAACUCAGCCGAUGCCCACUGUUGUUAUUUACAGAAGACGAGGGCUGUGUCUACAUUCGAGUCCAUAGAGUUGUCCAUGAAGUCAUCAAUACUGUAGUAAAAUGCCAUACCAAUGAUGAACACCUUAAAGUCAUCCAUGGGGCCAUUGCAUCAUUUUCACAAGCCAUUUACAAAGAAACUGAUGCAUCCAAGAUUGGGCAAGACUUAGAUCCGAUAUUCCUCUGCAAGAACAUAGUCCCCCAUAUAAAAAAUUUGAUCACUGAAACAGAUCCAUUGUUUUCUGAGCAAGGAAUCUCAGAAGUUACCAAAAGUGGCAUAGUUACAGUGCAAGACUUUACUGAAAACUUUCUAACACUCGGAGAGAUGUGUAUUGAACACUGUGAACUAAAGACAGCACUAAAGUGCUGUAAUGUGGUGUUAACCUUUGUCAACUUGGGUGUGGUAGGUUGCAAUAAAGCAAAGGCAGCAGCUUACAGUGGCUUAGGUAGGGUGCACUGUGACCUGGGAAAACUAGAGCAGGCAAAGGAUUACUUUUUACAAGCAUUGGACAUCCAUCUGAGAAAUUUUAGAUUAGACCAAGUUCAUGUUGCCUCUUCUUACAAUAACCUUGGUCUUGUGUGCAAUAGGCUUGGUGACCUGCAGCAGGCUAAAGACUUUUACCUGCGUGCAAUGGACAUUCAAACAAAAAUUCUUAGCCCUGAUCAUGAUGACAUUGCAACUUCUUAUCACAACCUAGGUGUUCUACAUCGUGACCUUGGUGACUUGAAGCGGGCAAAAUUCUGUAUAAUGCAUUCACUGGUUUUACGUAUCAAACAGCUUGGAGUUCAGCAUGUUGAUGUUGCAUCUACGUACAAUGAACUGGGUCUUGUGUACAAGCAUCCGGGUAAAAUAAAGAAGGCAAGAUACUACUAUGAAACUGCACUCAAUAUAUAUAUGUGAAAAAGCUUGGGCCUGAGCAUGUCGAUGUGGCAUCCACUUACAAUAACUUGGGUAAUGCACAUGAAGCAGAAGGUAACUUUGAGCUAGCAGCAGACUAUUAUGCCCAUGCAGUGGACAUUUGUUUGAAGAAGUUCGGACCUGAGCAUGUUUAUGUCCAAAUGAUUCAAACAAAUUUAGCUGAGCUGCAGGACAGAAUGGAGAGAACCCCAUGUUGCCUGGCUUUUCUUUCAAGGAGGAUAGGACCUACAGCCUUAUCUUCUUAAUAAGCAUGAGGGUAAGACAAAGAUAAACUUUACUUUUGAUUGGGAUACAAGGCAUAGGGUGCGUAAAAUAUGUACUAGUCUUACAACCUUUGAAUUUCCACACCCCUCCCCCUCCCCCCACGUCCCCCACAAUGUUUGGAAUAGCUUUCUUUGGUAAAAUGUACCAGUAGGGGUUUGUCAAUUUUUUCAGUUGAACAGCACAAAGAUGCCUCUUUUUGUAUUGACUUCACUGGAGUUCUGUUUUUGUAGACAAGUGAUCCAUGUAAUCAUCAGAGUUCAUCUAACUAAUAAUUUAGUAAGACCUUACUGUGUCACAUUUGAAACUACUGAGUUGAAAUUGUCUAUGAAAAAGGAAACAUACAAAAAUCAAGGGACUGCAACAUGUUACAAUGGUACAAAACAAACCUUCAUCAUUUUAUAUUUUCACCAUCUUUGAAAAGAGUGCUUUCCAAUCAUGCAAGUCUCUGCAGGACUACAACUUUCACCAGCACACAUUUGAGAAAAUAUGAUAUACAUUUUAUCAAAGUAAUCAAGCUUCCAUCUGACAGGCAUGGUCUUGGUUAAGUUAUUGACAACAACAAAUGAAAAGCAAAACAAUCAUAAGCUGCAAUCACUUUAGAGCACAAAGAGUAUUCAACUCUUUCCUGAGGGGUUUAUAAACUGUACUCUUUUUUUCAAUAUUUGCAAGAUAAAUUCUUUAACACUUCUCUGACUCAUUAAUAUGGAUCUCACUGUCCAUUCUUGUUACAAACCCAGCCUACACCUCUAAACAGACAAGUGCAUCUCCUUAAAAAAAUGACUGGCUACUUGUAUUUUUUUUUUUUUUUAAGUU